Molecule: messenger RNA, 1950 nt
Organism: Aspergillus novofumigatus IBT 16806
Lineage: Eukaryota; Fungi; Ascomycota; Eurotiomycetes; Eurotiales; Aspergillaceae
Product: putative polyprenyl synthetase
Exons: 7
Coding region: 1-1950 (649 amino acids)
Biological process (GO): isoprenoid biosynthetic process
Molecular function (GO): prenyltransferase activity
Source: RefSeq, a predicted model, not a curated record
AUGGAAGGACAGAAGCACGGCGUCAAUAUGGCGGAGGAUGGCGUCGCAAAGUCUCAUCCUCUUAUGUACAGACACUCCGACCCUGCACUUAUGGACGCAGAGACCAAGAGCAAGUAUAUCUCGCGGUUUCAGCCACGGCUCAGCAAAUAUGUCACAGUUUCUCACGACGCCUGCAUAGAGUGCCACAUUGACCUGUUUGGGACGGGCGGGAUCGGAAAAGUGGUUGGUGGGAUGAAUGCGCAUACAGCAGACUUUACGGCACUCUGCGCUCCAGAGGCUUUACCCGAAAGAAUCGCAUUUUGUUCUUACUUUAUUGAGUACGCGUUUGUGCAUGAUGACGUGUCCGUGGACGCUGUUCACGAUGGCCCUAGCUGCCGCCUUUCCCAGGACAAGGAUGGAAUUCUAUUAAAAGCAGUAGGGUCAAAAAGGCUUGAAGACCUCGAGGAUAUCGCCGAAGGCGGAUUGAAGAGAAAGCAGGCCAGAGCAAAGAUCUGGUCGGUCUUGAACGAAAUCGACCAAGACUAUCUUGGUCGCUGCCAGAAGAAAUUCAAGCAGUGGUACGAGACUGGCCAACAGAUGAGGGACAAAACGUUUGCAAGUUUGGAGGAUUACUUGGCUGUCAGGGCCUUGGAUUGCGGAGCUAACUGGGUUGUCCGAAUGAUGGGCUGGGCCAGCGGGGUCGAACUCUCACCGGAAGAAGAGGUUGAAACCGGGCCAGUCACCUACCUGGCAUUUGUGGUUCUUGGUGUGACCAACGAUCUGUGGUCUUGGGAAAAAGAGAAAAGAGUAACGCGACAGUCGGGUGAUACUCUUCCUCUGAUCAACGCCGUCAAGAUGGUCAUGCAGGUGCAGGAUAUUGGCGAGGAGUCCGCAAAACAGACAGUCCGUGCCCUUAUCCGCGAGCAUGAGGAGCAAUACUGUCUCCUCCGCGAUGAGUAUCUACGGAGACCGAGUACCUCGCUUUCCGUGAAGAAAUGGUUCCAAGUCCUCGAGUUGUCCAUGGCAGGAAAUGCGCUGUGGAGCAUCCAUGCCCUUCGAUAUCACCCUGACUAUGGAAUCUAUUCAAUAUGGUUUGAAUCAGACGCUGAUUCACUGCGUGCAGGCGAAGAUGCAACAGGACCUGCAUACAAAGUCCUUGAAGCAUUGGACGAAACGGUUCUAUGGAAACCAUACGAGUAUAUCACCUCUAUGUCAUCCAAGGGUUUCCGGCAUCACCUGAUCGAUGCUCUGCAGACUUGGUUCAAUGUGCCAGAGCGCUCGGUGGCGCUGAUUUCGGGGCUGGAUGAUAUACAGGAUGGCAGCCUUCUUCGACGUGGGAAGCCAGCCGUUCAUGAAAUAUUUGGAGUCGGCCAAACCAUCAACUCUGCAUGCUUCCAGAUCAAUAAUUCCCUGCGCCUUGUCCAACAGCUCUCGCCCUCUGCCGUUGUGAUAUUCUCCGGUCAGUCUUUCUCCUGGGACCUCGAUAUGCGCCGCUUCAUGAACCAGCUGGGACGGUACUUCCAAAUCCGGGAUGACUAUCAGAACCUCGUAUCCCAAGAGUAUACGUCCCAACGAGGCUUCUGCCAGGACUUCGACGAAGGGAAGCCUUCGUUCCCGUUUAUCCGCGCUUGUCAUACUUUGGAGGAUAGCACGGUGCUCAUGGAAUGGCUUAACAUGCUGCGCAGCGGAGGCGGGGCUUCGAUAGAGGCGAAGCGAUACAUCCUCACUCGGGUGGAAGAAAGCGGGAGUCUGGAGUAUACGCGGGGUGUCCUCGCCCUCCUCCUUCAAGAUUUAGAAGGUACACUACGGGACAUGGAAGUCAUGACAGGGCAGGAAAACUGGAUUCUGCGAUCUAUGCUGGUGCAACUGCAGAUCAAACAGGAAAAGCCAGUGCGGAAGGAGAGUACGUUUGAUGAAGUGCUGCGUGUUUGGGGUGGAUAUAGGGAGAUGGCGUGGAGGUCGAUGAAUUGA